This is a messenger RNA of Iphiclides podalirius (scarce swallowtail), 786 nucleotides long. The record is from the annotation of a GenBank genome assembly. NCBI's taxonomy places the organism in Eukaryota, Metazoa, Arthropoda, Insecta, Lepidoptera, Papilionidae.
AUGCAAAGGGCCCUCCACGAGAGCGACGGCAACUGGACCGAGAGCGACUGCUCGGAGGCGCGCAGGAGCGGCGCUCUGUGGAGCGGGCAGGCGCGCGUGUGCCGCCGGCAGCCCGCCGCCAUGCGCCACGUGGCGGCGGCCGCCCGCGUCGCGCGCGCCACCUGCCUCGGCGCGCACGCCGGCGAGAGGUGGAACUGCUCUUCGGUGGAGCUGGCGCCGCGGUUCACGCCCGACCUGCUCACAGGUGAGCCCCUAGCGAAGAAGUCUGCGGAGGUUUUUUUUAUGCCGCCGUUCACGCCCGACCUGCUCACAGCAUGGCAGUUCUUACUUUGCUAUGCUGCAACGAAAUAUAAUAGAAGGUGGCUGACUUUUCUCCCCUCCCCCCUCGCUUGCUGGCAACCUGGCAGCCCCGGCGACGGGUUUUUAUGUAGACGCGGGCAGCGUGACGGACGGUGCCUUCCCACCGGCGCCGUCCACCUCAGGCGUCCGUCCCGCACCGAGUGCGGCUUAUUUGCAUACGCGGAGCAUUUUAUUUAUCGCUUCCCGGGGAUUUCGACGUCACUACAAUCGCCGGAGGCUGACAAAAGAUUUAAUUACACGCAUGAAUCAGAGAAGCGGGGCGUGGGGCGGCCCAGAGGGGGCCUAAUGAUAACCUUAAGCGGUGCGUUCAGGCGCGCCCUGCACUCGAGAUGGCAGCGCGAUAAGCCAGACCGCCAUUGUCUAAGGUCUGAGCGAGCGAAGACCCUCCGUGCGGGCCCUAUCGGGAUUCCGCCGUUAGAUUGUCCG